GUCUUGCAAUUCAAAAUAUUAGAACUCACAGAAGCCCAGAAUGUCUCGUUCGUUCGUCUUUGGACAGCAGGCCGCUGCAGUCCCACCGUUUGACUUUGCCGUCCCCUCCGUUGAAGAGAACAACAAUACCAACACCCACAAUGCAGGGAGCAGAACAUCUUCCAAUUCCACUCCGCUGACCCCCGACCGCAAUACGGUUUCCAGCGUUACAGGCCGGCUGCAAGGUUUCAACAUGCAGAGUGGCAGUCCACGAACCCCGCGUGCAGCGAACAUCGGCUUAUCGCCUGGUCAGUUGACAUCCACGUUCGGGCAUCUCUUCAACGCCACGCCAGAGCCGGCUAGAGACACUUCCGAGAAUACCGAAAGCUACAACAGUGACGACGGCGGAAGUAACGACAGCAAUAGUGAAGGAGAAGGUGAAGAAGAAGAAGAAGAAGUGUACAGUCUCCGCGAUGAACAGCUGCCGCCAGCACGAGUCUACAACAACGAGCUGCAAACCGUCCUCGGGCAGGUGAAAGCUGGGUUGGCAGGAUUGCAUCAAGACAUGGAGGGUUCUUCUCUGUCGCAUGAAGACGAUAGCACGCUCUCUGCGCUGAAAGAGGAUGCGCUGCGACUCAGCAAGUUCGACUUUCCGGUGACUCGCACGGUGGGAUUUAUCGGCGACUCCGGAGCAGGGAAAAGCGCGGUGAUCAAUUCCGUGAUGGAUAUCAAAGGACUCGUUCAAUCGAGCAACCAAGGCAGCGCGUGUACCUCUGUCGUCACGGAACUGCGCCAUACAGACGACUCUCACCCGCCGUACACUGUCGAGGUCGACUAUAUGGACUCGGAUGCCAUCAAGGAGCUGCUGGAGGAGCUGGUCCAGAGCUUCAGGAUGUACCAUACCGACAAUGUCUUCCGGGAGGUGGAGAGCGUGCACGAACAGCAACGCGUGCGAGAACAGGCAACCCGCGCCUGGUCUACUUUGACGUCUUUAUUCCGUGGUCACGAUGAACUGACGCACGAGUUCCUCGCCGAGCAGGGGGAAGGCGCCUAUCGGAGGAUUCUCGAUCAGCUCUGUCGCUGGACGGAGGCUUCUUUUACUAGUCGGCCGGGCGGAGAGGCGUCGAGGUACUGUGUCGUCACAGGCAAUCUGGAAGCAUGUCGACGGCAGGUGGAAAUCCUCACUCGGGAUCCAGAGGAUGGGGUUGCCUGGUGGCCAUUCAUCAACAUCAUCAGGCUGUAUAUCCGCUCGCCUGUUCUCCGCAACGGACUGAUCCUUGCAGACCUGCCUGGCUUCCGUGAUCUCAAUUAUGCCCGGGUGCGAGCGACAGAACGGUAUCUUAAGCACACCUGCAACGAGGUGUUCAUCGUCACCCAGAUCGCCCGCUGUCUGACCGAUCCGAGUAUCCCCGAGAUCAAGAAGAGAUGCGACCCAGAUCAGCCGUUGCGGAUAGUGUGUACUCGCAGCGAGGAAGUCAAUGCCGAUGAAGCGCCUACCGACUAUCCCCAUCUGGCUGGCCAGAUCCGACGGUUGCACUCGACAGUCGAGGAUCUGGAAAGACGGAUCCGUCGACUCAGACAGCGUCGUCGACAGGGAAGAGCGAGGAACGGAGAGGAUGGAGAACGGCUAAGAGACGAACUGGAGACGGCGAAAUUCAACCUUGAAUCGUUCCUGAUCCAGACCCGGAACCAGAAAAUCACCAGCCAGCUCACGGCCGGCAACGAGAUCCGCGUCUUCUGCGUGAGCAACACGAUGUACCGCGAUCGCCGCAACGAGGAGCCUCCCAUGGCCGAGAAAUACAUUGGUCUGAGCGGCAUCCGCGAGCUGCGUCGGUACUGCCAGCUGGUGCCUGCCGAUGCGCAGUUCCGCGCCGUGGAAGCCUUCCUGAAGGGCCCUGCGCCGGCGUUUGUCCGUUCAGUGCAGCAGUGGACACUGACUGACGCAGACAGCAUCACCGUCGAGCGGGCAAACUCCCUUCGACGCGUGCUGGGGGAGGUUGAAACUGUUUUGUGUGGUCGCCUUGCCUCCGACUCAGACCUUCGCACACUCCCACGACGACUCACUCGUCAAUUCAACGCUGUUUUGACUGCGAACAACCGUCGAAACGCGUGGAAAGAAUCUGCUCUCGCCGCGAGCCGGGAAUGGGCAGGAUGGCACUGGUCCAGCUAUGCAGCCUUUUGUCGGAAUUACGGGACGUGGGACACCAAAGCUGUAGGGUCGAGAUGUUGGAACAACGAGGUGUUGGAGGGAAUACGGGGAGACCUUGAACAGCCGUGGAAUUCUACCCUCGACUGGGCGCUGCAGCAGAAAGAACACGUCGCUUCCAUUAUCGAAGAGAUAUUCCAGUCUGCCAGUGAGAUAUUAGCCGAUAACACCAACCUCGCCCCGAUCGCGCUGGAGAAUUUCAUCGACAAUAUGGACUUCUGGGAACAAUCUUUGACGGACAGCCUGGACCGGGGACUCGAAGAGCUUUUCCACGCAUCAACACGCAUCCAACGAGACACCCUCUGGGGCCAUGACAGUUCCUAUAUAGCUGGGUUGAUGCGCCCGGUAUAUAUCCAGUGCAGCCAGGAUUCAGGAACCGGCUCUUACGCCCGCAGAAAGGCGUAUAUGGACGCUCAUCUCCGCCACGGAAACAUCUUCCCCCAGCUACUGGGUAUAGUCGAAUCCAGCAAUCGCGAACUCUUCCGAGCGUAUCAGACUCAGCUCAAACGGGUGGUGGAGGCAGAACUGGGCAAUAUUCUGCGCGAUCUACGUGGGAUUGUGCCGGAAGAAGGGGAACUGUCUGAAGCCGCGAGAUUCCCGGAUCUGGCGAAGAAACUUGAGGAGCAGACGGACAGUGCACGGCAGACUUUAGAUAGAGCUGAGGCUAUCCUCAGUAGAUUGUGUCUUAGUGACUAGUGCGGUAGUAUGUUGUAUUCUAUAGAGCUAAAUAUAAAGCAGGCGAGGCUGAGCUAAAUGUGUCCUGC
Messenger RNA from Penicilliopsis zonata CBS 506.65, 2949 nucleotides. RefSeq lists its product as hypothetical. NCBI's taxonomy places the organism in Eukaryota, Fungi, Ascomycota, Eurotiomycetes, Eurotiales, Aspergillaceae. The coding region runs from base 41 to 2881 and encodes 946 amino acids. The record is from RefSeq and is a predicted model, not a curated record. The transcript is spliced from 13 exons.